This is a messenger RNA of Notolabrus celidotus (New Zealand spotty), 5773 nucleotides long. RefSeq names its product integrin, alpha 3b (gene itga3b). Gene Ontology annotation, biological process: cell-matrix adhesion; leukocyte migration; integrin-mediated signaling pathway. The record is from RefSeq and is a predicted model, not a curated record. Gene Ontology annotation, molecular function: integrin binding. Gene Ontology annotation, cellular component: external side of plasma membrane; integrin complex. NCBI's taxonomy places the organism in Eukaryota, Metazoa, Chordata, Actinopteri, Labriformes, Labridae.
GGCAGUUGCACUGACGGCUCUCAAUGGGGAGGUCUCUGUGAAGCGCAAACCUACCUGUAGGAGCUCAUUGCGGGAGACCUGGUGCCGGACCCACGCUGAUCGUGGAUCUGCUGGAAGCCCAAAAACAUGUCUCCGAGAAUAUUACUGUGCGCCGUUUUGGCUGUGUAUCACGGGACCCAAACCUGCAGUGGAUUUAAUAUUGAUGAACGGUUUCCUGUGAUCAAAGAGGGGAAAACAAAAGGGAGCUUCUUUGGAUUCUCUGUAGCUCAGCAUCAACAGACGGAGGGCUCAGCAAAGUACCUGCUUCUGGUAGGGGCACCCAAAGAGAAAGCCAUGUCUCUACAGAAUGUCAAUGAAACAGGUGCUGUCUACUCCUGUCCCAUCACAACGGACACCACUGACUGCACCAGAAUGGACCUGGUCAGCAAAACAACCUCCUCUGAGAUGGUGGAGGGCAUGUGGCUGGGUGUGACGGUGGCCAGUCAGAGACAGCAGCCAGGCGGACGCGUGCUGGCAUGCGGGCAUCGCUAUGUGAAGAUUAUCCAAGGUGGCACAGAGGAGCAGAGACGGAUGGUAGGAAAGUGCUAUGUCAGAAGUAACGACCUGACCUUUGACCCUGAUGAUGAAUGGCAGACGUUCAGGUAUGAGGUCUGCAACCCAAACUACAAUAUGGAGAUGGAGGGGAUGUGCAACAUGGGCAUCUCAGGCGGCAUGACGGAGACUGACGUCUACAUUGGCGCUACUGGCAGCUAUCUGUGGCAAGGAAAUGUUCAUGUAACAUGGAGAGAUCCCGACCCAGCAAAUGCCUGGGACUCCAAAGGCAUAGACUUCGAACAGCUGAAAAGAAGAUACAGUUACAUGGGUUAUUCUGUUAUCGAGGAGAAAAAGCUGCUGAGCCAUGAUGAAUACACAGUGGUAACAGGGUCUCCCAGGGAUGAGUCCAAGGGCUCUGUGGUGUUUGGUGCCAAGACUGACAAAAACAUUGACCCAGUCCUCAUCAUCCCAGGAGAACAAGUGGGCUCAUAUUUUGGGAACAGCCUGACUGUCACUGACCUCAACAAUGACGACUGGAAUGACCUGAUCGUUGGUGCCCCGUUUUACUUUGAUCGUAUGAAGGAUGAGGGAGGUGCCGUGUACAUCUUCAUGAAUGAGAAUGGAUCUUUCCAGAAGACUGCAAAUGUGGUGCUGAAAGGUCCAACAGGCUCUGCUUUUGGUUUUGCACUGGCUGCAAUCGGUGAUAUCAACCAAGAUGGAUUUCAAGACAUUGCGGUGGGAGCUCCAUUCCACGACACUGGAAAGGUCUACAUAUGGAUGGGAAGCAAAAAGGGUGUCUCAGAGGAGCCCAGUCAGGUGAUCGAGGGCAAGUCAGUGGGAAAUGGUGGAUUUAAAACCUUUGGCUACUCCCUCAAUGGAGGGAUGGACAUGGAUGACAACAGUUACCCUGACAUCUUAGUCGGCUCGCUGGACGACCGCAUGGCCCUGCUCAGGGCUCGUCCAGUAAUCCACCUUAACAACGAUUUUUUUGCUGAGCCAAAGAUCGUGGACGCUAAUCAGUGCACUGGAAAUACACCAUGCAUUACAGCCACUAUAUGUAUGUCUUUCACUCUAAGCAAUGGGAACAAAGAAUUCAAGAAAAAUUUAAGUAUGAAGUGAAAGUACACAGUUGAGGCUGACAUGGAGAGGAGAAGAAGCCCACGUGUUCGUUAGGAUAACGAUGAUGACACAUACACAGAUACACUGAGUGUGCCAUCUUCAAAAUCCAAGUGUCAAACACUGAAAUUGUACAUAGUGGCACCUGUGAGGGACAAACUUGAGCCGGUGGUCUUUUCCCUCAACAUGUCCUUGCAUGAACAAAAACCUAAAUCCACAUCCUCCAUUGAGAACCUGGACUCUUUCCCAAUCCUCAGCCAGGAGCGAAAGCUCUCCCAAAAAAAUGAGAUUAAUUUUCAGAAGGAGUGUGGCUCAGACAACAAAUGUAGCAGCAACCUUCAGCUGAAAGCUCAAUUUAUUGACAAAGAGGAAAAAUCCUUUCCCAAGGUGCUACAGUUUAACAGCAACAUAAAGAUAAUAAGGAUGAUGGUGGAGGUGACCAACACUCCGAUGGGAGGACGACUGGCUGAAGACGCCCACCAAGCCAUGCUCAAUGUCACCAUCCCUGAUGCACUGAGUUACUAUGGUGUCAGGUCUUUGGUUAACGAGGUACAAUGUACUUUGGAUGGCACAGUGAUAUGUGAGCUGGGGAAUCCACUUAAAGGCAAUGAAAAGGUGACCCUCUCCCUCUUGUUUGAGACAUCAGAGAUUGAUCUGUACACACAGGAGAUUGAGUCCCAGCUGCUUCUCUCCACUCUCAGUGAGCAGAGCGACCUGAGGCCUGUGCCUGUCGGCCUGCUGAUUGAGAACACCAUCCUCCCUUCCUUCUCCAUAGAGAAAUCUGUGGCGCAAACACAAUUCGGCGGGACGGUGAUGGGCGAGUCAGCCAUGGUCAACACCAGUGACGUGGGUAGUCUGGUGGAGUUCACCUUCAACGUGAACAUGAUGGGACAGGCACUGGGAGACAUGGGGACCCUGGCUGUUGAGUUUGACUGGCCCUUUGAAGUGACCAAUGGGAAGUGGCUACUGUACCUGACGAAGAUUCUUGUGAAAGGGGAAUCAGAGAUCGAAUAACCUCCAGGAGAAGUUGUCAACCUCCUUAACCUAACUUUGUCCGAGAGAGAACGAAGGCGUGUUAAACGGCAGAUUGUGGUGGAUGAUGCUGAUGAUGCUACGCAGCACAUAAUUGAGCCACAGGCAGCAAUCACUCUGGUCCUCGCAAAGAGACCAUCUGUUGGAAUGCUCCAAGGAACAGCACGAUGUGUGACAUUUACCUGUCCACUGCUCAUGACAGAUUCAGCGAAGAUUCAUGUCCGCUCCCGACUGUGGAACAGCACAAUGCUGGAGGACUAUGCCAACGCUCUGAGAGUGACAGUCAGAAGUCAAGCCACACUGAAGCUCAUCACAGAUAAACCAACCUUAAGGAUGGACAGUCAGACUAACUUGUUUACAGUAGAAAUAGAACCAGUGGAGAGGGUGGAGAUACCAUAUGAGCUUCCACUGUGGAUCAUCAUCUCUGCAGCUGUAGCAGGAAUUCUACUACUGGGAAUAAUCAUUAUCAUAUUGUGGAAGUGUGGCUUCUUCACGCGGGCCAGCAGGAGGGAGAUGUAUGAAGCAAAGGCCCAGAAGGCUGAGAUGAAGAUCCAGCCCUCUGAGACAGAGAGGCUGACUGACGACUACUGAGGCCCCUGUGGGUCCCCCCUACAGCACACAUCAGUAGGGCUUAUGGCUUGGAUUCUUUCAAGCGAGCCAUCUACUACCGGAUAAUGCCAAAGCACCGGGGGGUGAGAAUUUGCAAGCUGAGCGCUACCAGUUCAGUCUGGGAUAUCAGCCUGUGGAGCCACAGAAAAGUAUUGGAUCACCAACUGGACAGAGAUGCAACGUUACUACUACUGAAGCCUUCGCUUUGGACUGUUAACUGUCACACUGGUUUGACAUGGGCCAAACACUGAACAUUGGGCUUGGUUGGGCCACAUGGACUGCAGGGCAUGGACCAACUGUGGCUAUGGCAUUUUCUUUUUUUUUUCCUUUCGUAGACUUCAUGAACUUUUCAGUGCAAUAUACUGAACAUUUGUUUCGGAGUUUGUAAUUUUUAAGUACUUUUGAAGAAUGCAGUUGUGUACAGUGAAAUCUGGGCUGCAUUCAAGACUACAUUUUUAAAGAUGUUGCAGGCUUUUUGCAUACCAAACUCUGUUUUUCUAAGUCCUGUUAGCAGAGCUGCUGGUCUUUCAUCAUGUUUGUGUCUCCAUUUUUUCUCUGUAAUCAGAGGGAUGAGUCUUGAUACAUUCCGUCAUUGUGUACGUCUUGCCUUUUCUGUCUCCAGGCAUCACUUUGUGGUCAGUGGUUUAAGGCUAUGUCAGGAUUUAAGACCUACAUCAGUCUCAAACAAACUGCACUUAGAAUAUAACUGGCAUCCAUGGGUGAACAAGCAUCACUAAGUGAAUGUCCAGUGAUUGUUUGGCAAACAUUGAUCAAGAUCUUGACUUCAGAUAUUUAUGAUGCACCGACCACAUAAAAAUAUAACACGAUGUUAAGGAAUAAAUACAAACCACUGACUCUAUAUUAUUGCAGACAGAACACCUAUGUCCUCACAUUGUGAGAUGUGAAGCCAAAGCUCCUCCUAUAUGGUCACUGACAUGUUGCACUGGCGAAGUCAAAUGAUGCUCAGACACGAUCUGGCAGAUGAAGUGACGGGAUUAACGUCACACAUUAACCACUAACCAUAACAUACAUUUAACUUAUGGAUAAAAUGUCAAAGAAAGGGGUGGCGUUGGCCUAGCCGUUGAAAGUACUAUCUACUCCACAUUUCCAGUCUCUCUUCAGGUGUCUUAUCCAUUAAAGACGAAAAUGCCCAAAAUAUAACUUACAAAAAAUGUCAAAAACUUGCAGGUUGGUACAGGCCACAGCAGCACAGAUUCUUGCAUUGAUUUGACACUCACAGUAAAGUUCAAUGACUCUUGUGUUAGUGUUUCUUAUGUUUUCUCUCACCAUUCCUCCUCUAUUCUUCUGAUCCGGUACAGAACACUGCAGGAGCCCGCAUUUGUCAACAGAGCUGCCAAUUAAGUAUAUUUUUUAGAUCAAAUAACUAAUUUAAAAUCAAACUUGUAAGAAAAAACACUUGCACAUACUACUGUCUCCCCAAAAAAAAUUAAUAUUGUGAAAAAUUGUAUUUUUAGUAACAAUUCAAAACUUGAAAAUGCUUGAAAAAUUCUAGUUUAUAAGUAAUGUGUCUAGAAUUAAUCACAUUUUCACUUUUUUAAAUAACUGAUGGAAAAUAUCAAAUUUUCUCACAAUAUUCUAUUUUUUGAGAUGUGCUCGUAAUUCCGUGUGAUAUAACUAUCAUGACAUGUUGAGAAGAAUCUAUCUGAGACAUUUUUAUUUUUCUGGUUUGACUCGUGUUCCAUCUGUUAUAGGAGGAGAGCAUUGUUACCUUUACUGAAGCCAGUAUCAGGGGGAGCUCUGUAAGCUUCGGCUUCACUUUGUGAUAGCUGUUGUUCUGUCCUUUGUUUUAUACAGUCAGAAAAAAAUGGUACUGAUGUUGAAAAAUACACCAAAAACCCCACUGCCUUGAGGUGUAGAGCAAUAAUGUCUUGUCUGUGGCUAAAAAAGGGUAACGCGUUCACGAGAUAAUGGGAGCAAACUUGAUUCUUAUUUAUUACACUGUCUUGUGUUAUUGCAGCAUCGAAACCUUCUGAAUAUAAUAUAAAAUAUGAGAUACAGGGAGUCGUGACACUGGAUUAGAAAAUGCAUGUUAUGUUUGUCUGGAGACUGUAUGCUCUGGCUUAGAAAGUGAAUAUAAAUUGUACAUACUUGCGCAUAGAUUUGACUAUUUGCAUGAUUACUCAAGUGACUGGCCUUUGUUAUUUUAUUGUCAUGCAGCUUCAUAUUUUUUCCAAGAGACAGUAAGCCGACACUUGGAUUGUUUCCAAGCCAUGCUGGCCCCCACUGAAGUCGACCUGCAGCACUGAAAGUAGACUGGACCAAAAGAGAGUCUCUGGUGGGACCAAGUGUUGCAUUACCACUAUAUUUUCUAUUAUCUGAGAGGCCACAGCCACAACCUGUGGCCUCUAUAGACUCUGAGUAUGCAGAGGAAAGGGCUAAAACUCAUGCACAAAAUCUCUGUUCCCUGUGGUGGUGUUCUUUACUCUGCAGUUUCAUAAUUAAAUUGUUUUAUCAACCUUCA